Cicer arietinum (chickpea) is the source of this 1468-nucleotide messenger RNA. RefSeq names its product WAT1-related protein At1g68170-like. Gene Ontology annotation, molecular function: transmembrane transporter activity. The record is from RefSeq and is a predicted model, not a curated record. NCBI's taxonomy places the organism in Eukaryota, Viridiplantae, Streptophyta, Magnoliopsida, Fabales, Fabaceae. Gene Ontology annotation, cellular component: membrane.
UUAAUGACGGAGGUGCUAAACAUAUAUAUACAUUACAAACCAAAGUAUAUACAGUAAAUAUGGUCAAAACAAUAUGAGGAUUUGACGUUGUUGGUUCUUAUACAUGUCCAUUUUGCUCCAUUCAUUGGUAAAGUUUGUUAAAACAUUUGUUCUUGAAAAAACUAUAAUUUGAUUUGAAGUUAAAGGGAAAAAUGGUUAAAUUAUUGGAUGUUAAAGCCAUAGAGAGUACAAAGCCUAUUGUGUUGAUGAUAGUGGUCCAGUCUAUAUAUGCAGUGGUGAAUGUCAUGUUUAAGAUGGUAGCAAAUGAGGGAUCAAAUUUAAGUGUUCUUGUUGCCUACCGUUACGUCAUUUCUUCUGCCAUCACUUUGCCAAUUGCUCUCUUCUUUGAAAGGAAUAGUCUGCGAAACCUGAGUGGAAAGGUGAUGUUCCAAGCUUUUCUUUGUGGGUUAUUUGGGGGAUCCUUGCAACAAAACCUGUAUCUGAAAUCUUUGGCUUUGGUACCAGCAACAUAUACUACAACCAUGUUAAACCUCAUCCCUGCAACUACCUACGUUAUUGCUGUCUCUCUUAGAAUGGAGAAGCCAAAUCUUGGAACAUUAGGUGGCAAGGCCAAAUUGAUAGGAACAUUUGGUGGAAUUGGUGGUGCCAUGAUCCUCACUCUAUAUGAAGGCAAGAGGUUAUUUAACUGGUCAAUGCACAUUGACUUAUUGCAACGAUAUAAGACAUUACCACUACAUGAUUCUUCUACUGCCUCUCAUGUUUUGGGUUUCAUGCUAGCUUUUCUCACUUCUCUCUCUUUCUCAUUGUGGUUUAUAACUCAGUCAAAGAUGAGUCAGAAUUUUCCGUGGCAUUAUUCAAUCGCGGCUUUAACCUCAAUAAUGGCUGCAAUUCAAUCUAUUGUAUUUGUUCUUUGUACGGAGAGAGAUUGGAACCAAUGGAAACUUGAUUGGAAUUUGGGAUUUUUAACCUCAGCUUUAUCGGGUGUAUUUUCCUCUGGGCUGUGCUUUAUUCUAAUAGCUUGGUGUGUGCGUUUGAAAGGACCUUUGUUUGUGUCUGCUUUUAAUCCUCUAAUGCUUGUGCUUGUGGUUCUUAUUGCAUCAUUCAUAUUGGAUGAGUAUAUUACAAUUGGAAGUCUAAUAGGAGGCGUGUUGAUUGUGUGUGGAUUGUAUUUGAUAUUAUGGGGUAAAAGCAGAGAAGCAAGGGAUGUGGAUAAUAUGAACGGGAAUGAGAUACUAUCUACAAAAGACUCUGUUCAAUGCGAUUCUAAUCACAUUGCUAACUCAUCUUUGACUUGCAUCCAAAACGACCAUGACAAGAAUAUUGCAAAUGCUGCUCAUAAUGUAUCAUUAGAUGGCAACACUACUUGAGAAAUUCAAAAAUUACAUAUUUAAGGAUACCAAUUCAUGUGAUUAAAAUGUCUACUCUCACAUUUGAUAUUAUUAAAUAACAAUAAUGAUAUAUAUAUAUA